Medioppia subpectinata is the source of this 2262-nucleotide messenger RNA. The record is from the annotation of a GenBank genome assembly. Lineage: Eukaryota; Metazoa; Arthropoda; Arachnida; Sarcoptiformes; Oppiidae.
AUGACCAGGUUGUCUCACAUCCGGACGACAACACUCAUCGGAUUACUGAAAACGGCGCGACUCUUAAGACUGGUUCGAGUGGCGAGAAAAAUAGACAGAUAUUCUGAAUACGGGGCCGCAGUUCUCAUACUAUUAGUCGCCGCCUUUGCUCUCGUGGCUCAUUGGUUGGCCUGUAUAUGCAAUGUCUCGCCGACGACUAACACUGAAAAGAUCUUUUGUAUACUCGUUAUGCUUACGGGAUCUCUGAUGUAUGCGUCAAUCUUUGGUAAUGUGUCGGCUAUUAUUCAACGCCUAUAUUCGGGAACCGCUCGCUAUCACACACAGCUCUUAAGAGUGAGAGAAUUCAUACGAUUUCAUCAAAUACCUGAUCCAUUGAGACAAAGGCUUGAAGAGUACUUCCAACACGCCUGGGCCUACUCUAAUGGCAUUGACAUGAAUAUGGUUCUCAAAGGCUUUCCCGAAUGUCUUCAGGCAGAUAUUUGUUUGCAUUUGAAUAGAAAUCUAUUAGAAAACUGUUCCGCUUUCAAAGACGCUUCUCAGGGAUGCUUAAGAGCUCUAUCAAUGAAAUUUAAGACAACUCAUGCGCCUCCGGGAGACACUCUGGUACAUAAGGGGGACGUAUUGGUCGCUUUAUAUUUCAUCGCACGUGGUACUAUUGAGAUACUCAAUGGUGAUAAUGUGGUCGCAAUUCUGGGUAAAGAUGACAUAUUUGGUGAAAAUCCAUUAGAAAACGUAACGAUAGGUAAAUCGGGGUCUAAUGUAAGAGCGUUGACAUAUUGUGAUCUUCAUAAGAUUAGUCGAGUAGACUUACUUCACGUCUUUGAAAUGUACCCCGAAUUCAUCGCAUCAUUCAAUAGUAAUUUAGUGAUUAGUUAUAAUCUGAGAGACGAGAAUCAACAGGGAUUAACCGAUUUGAUUGUUAAGAAAUCAACCAAAAGUAAAUUUCAGGAAUGCUUCUCAUCGCCACCUAAUGAGGAAGUGUCCGAAGAAGUAUCGGCGCUCACAGAAGAUAAUAGAAUGGGCGCCACAUUUGGCGGUCAGACUCUGGCCUUCAGCUCUUUCGACGGCGACGAAGACGAUGACGACUGCGCCCGACUUUACUAUAAGAAUCUCAAAGAAGACAAACCAAAUAGACGUCGAUAUUCAGGGACUGGUAUUCUGGAGUUCUCGCCCCAGAAAGCGGGUCUCGAUGUGACGCCAGCCAACUAUCAGUUCUCUACUAAACCCGUGAGAGCCAGAAGUGAAACAUUAAAUUCUCUCUCAGGCGCUCUCUCCAGUAUAUCACCGAAACAACAGAGAACUUCUGUAUCGCACGAAAAACUUCGUAAAAAUUAUAGAAAUCAAUUAAAGCAUCAAAACUCGAGUCAAAAUCAGGAUUCAUUGAAUGCCAUAAACACGAGUGUCUCGGAAACCACUUCUCCUUAUUAUGUGAACAAUAAAAUGGAGUCAAUCAUCGAAUUGGCCAGAGAUUCAGCCAAUUCUGCCAAUAUUGACAAUAACUCUAUUAUUAAUACUCAAAUCAAUGAUGCAAUCGAUAGGAAAAUCGAUAUUCUUUCGAAACGUAUUGACAAAUUCGAGGAGAAGUUGACACAAACGUUGCAGGAAGUGAUGGACUGUAUGAAAGUCGUGAGCAUUCAAACGAGUCAAUCAAGUGUUAAACGCACGGAUCAAAUGACAGUGAAUUGUUGUAAUCAAUAUUCGUGUUUAUGUUAUGAUAAGACGUCUCGAAACUCAACAUUAGAUAAAGACAAUCCUAAUUAUGUGCCGCCUUUAAGCCGAGCCCAAAGUCUUCAGUCGUCGGCUUUUCCAUUACCUGCGAAUAGAAUAGCGUUAAGAAAUGCCAAAAGCCUUAUGGAAACCAUGUAUGAGAUAUCGAGUCCUAAUAUCGUUGUCGACACACAGAACGACACUUUAGAGGAUUCGCUUGAUUUCGACAAUACUUUAGAGUUUGUGUCGAGUCUUGAGAAUACUCUCGAUGUGGACAAAGAUCAGAGACAUUCAGAACCGGUCACUGAAAACCCAUUUCCACCACUAAAUCGUGCUCUUAGUCUUCAAAGUUGUAUUCCUUCGACUAAACAUAAUAUCCAAUUAGAAAGUAAACGCUGUCCCGAAACCCCCAAAGGGAGGCGUCCUAUUGUCGACUCUAUUGCUUUGCAAACACUUCAUAAAUCUUCUCCUAAUUUGAAACAAAGCAAUGAAGAAAACAAUGAGAGACAGCGCUCUACUCUAAGUGAUAGCAAUAUUGUUUGGAUGCAAUCGUAA